AUGACCACGCUUCAUCCCCUGUUGCCCUCCCUGCCCUCUCCCCCCCCCCAGUUCCUCAGGACCGCCAUGUACCGCUUCAACGGGGUGGACCCCAUCGAGCCCAACCUGGAGUUUGUGCAGCAGGUGGUCAAAGUCACGGAGGGCGGCAAGGGCGUCAUCUUCGCCUGCGAGGCUGGUGGCACUCUGCGGCCGUCCAUCAACUUCCCGGCGGGCAAGGCCAGCCGUUCUCUGCAGGCCGUGUACAAGGCGCUGGUGGAGGGGGGGCCCUCCAGGGUGAAGCACCUGGACCGCGGCGUGUACGGCUGGUUCCAGGCGGGCCUGCCGUUUGAUGGGAGCUACGUCCCCGACAUCGGCCGCUUGCCCAGCGCUGCCGACAACAAGUAG
Messenger RNA from Monoraphidium neglectum, 384 nucleotides. RefSeq lists its product as hypothetical. The transcript has 5 exons. Lineage: Eukaryota; Viridiplantae; Chlorophyta; Chlorophyceae; Sphaeropleales; Selenastraceae. Gene Ontology annotation, cellular component: chloroplast. Bases 1 to 384 code for a protein of 127 amino acids. The record is from RefSeq and is a predicted model, not a curated record.